AUUCCACUUAUCACUAUUUUGCGUUGGUCAUCAUGCUAGUUUGUUGGGCCUUGGGAUGGUCUCGCGGUUGUUUGGGCCAGCCCAAGACCUACGGGCCCUUGAGUUUUCCGAGGUUAAUAGGGUGGGCAUCCAAACACAAUUUUCAAAAAUUCACCUGCUUCGAACCCCAAGGCCAACAGAGUCUUAUCACCGACCAACCCCCAAAGUCAUAACACUAUCACGUGACAUAGCUUCUCUGUAUAAACAUACACCACUCACUCUCACCUUCUCACUUACCUCACUAUUUUCUUCCUACAGUAUGUCUACCAAAGUCUCCAAAAAGCAGCUAUCUUCCUUGGAAGCUAAGAACAUCAACAACUCAGAAGAUCCAGAAGAGACCGAAAACACAACCCUUGUCACGACUCAUGUGUUCUUGAAGCCCACUCACUCCACCGGAACACUAGACAAAGAAGUGGUGCUCAGUCGUAUUCGCCACCGCAAGCGCGCCAACAAGUUUCGCACCGCCGUGCGAGCUCUCUUACUCUCGCCGUUUGCUGCUAAGACAACGACCGACAACGUCUCGGUUCAACAAACGAGAUGGGUGGAUGAUGCUUUCGCUGCUCCUUGAUUAGUUCAUAAAGGAACUGUUACCCCCCAUGUAUUGUAAUUGUACUUGUAUGUAAAUAAAGCAUCUAGUGCAACUUAUUUCUUCAAAUAUGCUUUCCAGCUGAAAGAACUGUUUGUUUGAAAUAGUGCUUAAGUUAGCCGGAAACUGAGUACUUAGAGUAAUGGUGACUCAAGAAGCGGGCCCCGGAGCUUUUAUCCAAAAAAGAAGAAGCAAAAGAAAAGGAAGUUGGAAGUUUAAACAUUAAGAGGGAAUAACUGGGUAAGCAAAGGUGCACCUCUCUUUUUAUUUAUGUAUUUAAUGGUAUAACUUGCAUAAGAAGUGUUGUUU
Molecule: messenger RNA, 934 nt
Organism: Ilex paraguariensis (yerba mate)
Lineage: Eukaryota; Viridiplantae; Streptophyta; Magnoliopsida; Aquifoliales; Aquifoliaceae
Source: the annotation of a GenBank genome assembly